UUUUGCCGGGCGAAACAGAUGUUUGCAAAUAUUUUUAUGUUUCUAUAAAAUCGAUUAUUUUGUAAUAGAUCCCUAGCAAAACUUUUGGACCCUAAACUGAACAUAAAAUACUUGCUGGUUUUUAUAAAACUUCUAUAAAAUAGUUAUUAAAAUCUAUACGUAGAAGGAAAAAUCGACAAUUUCAGGAUUUUAAAAUUUUAUAAUAAACAACAGCUAACCAUCUACCCUGAGAUAGAAAGUGUUUGCCCAAAAAACCGAGAUUAGAAUCUGUAAGUUCUACAGAUGAUAAACGAACUGUUUUUCUUAGCCUAGAAGUUUUGGUUCAAAGCAAGAGUUUUUGCAAGAAAUGUGAAUUACAUUUAAAAAAUCUGGAUGGGUAUGUUUUGUGUCGGGACAAUAUUGUGGCUGCUGGCCAUAACUGGCUGGGUAGCAUGCAGCGAAUUUCCUGAACGAGAAUGCUGCGAUUUGAUUACUUCGGAAACCACAUCUACUUUAGGGCCUUUGCUUACCACCCUAUCAUCGAAAACAGGAUCGAGUACGAAAGCCACUGAAGCGAUCCUCAACUGCAUAACCGCACGCCAGCUCUGUUUUAACGACAGUUCAUGUUCUGCUAUACUUGAAAUUAUCCCCCAAGUCUGCGGACCUGAAGUGGUUGCUUGUUCGACGGUAACAGUGACGAAAUGCCAAGCGGCCCUUCGCACCCUCCAGGCGUUUCCCUUUUUCAAGCCAACGUGUCUUUGUAGAGAGCCCCACAUGGAUCCCGAAUGUAACUCCUUCAGGGAUUUCCUAUUCGAUCACCCCUGCGUGUUUGUCAAGGAAAAAGAAAAAGAUCCUUAUCCAGUUGACGCUUUGCCAACUUGUACCCACGCCCAUUUCGUAUGCCAACAAGAGCCGAAGUGUAUUAGGCUAUACGAGGAUUUUAAAACGCAUUGCAAAGUUCGGGACAAUAAAUGUCGAAUGGAGGACAGACAACUGUGCUUUGAAUCAUGGUCCGGUCUUCGUCGUUCGCCGAUGUUCGGAUGCAUCUGUCCUAAUAAUCACAUGAAAAAAAGAUGCGACCGAAUGUUCAGCAUGGUGAAUCACAAUCCGUGUGUUGCAUCCAAUAACUUAUCAUCGCCAUAUUCGGACGAAAUCAGCUACAAUCCAUUCAUCGACGGUACCAAUGGACAAGAAGCGCAUGCUAAUUCCAAUCAUGUUUCCUUUAACAUCUUAAACAACGACAAACUGAACAAGGAUCAUAAGACCCACUACUCAUAUCCGGACGAAGAAGACCUGCAAACCAUUGAGCAAACAUCGCAUCAUUUAGGGCCAUCAAGUAAUUCGAUCGACCCGGAAAAAGAAAGACUGGUUUUACAAAGCACUUGUCACAGCGCAAUGGAUAGCUGUAACAAUAACUACCACUGUCGAAUGCUGCUCGCCCCGAUUCUACAUCACUGCGACAUUUCCCGUUGCAACCGAAACUCCUGUAUGGAAGCACUUCAGACAUUUUAUGGAAAACCGGAUUUUCCUUGGAACACGGAGAUCGGCUUUUGUUUGUGCAAGAAAACGGAAAACAAGCACGACGCAUGCUUAAUGGCUCAAGAGAAAUUGCAUCCGGUUUGUGCACAACGGAUUGAAGAAUCGCCCCAACCGACCUGCUUGCAUUUAGCUGAAGUGUGCAAAGAGAACUCGGCUUGCAGGACAAAACUGGAAAAUUACGAGCAAGCUUGUGCGGUUGACAGUGUUACAAGAAAAUGUGCGGGAUCGGUUUCGGAAUGCAGAAAGUCCAUUUUGGCAAUAUUGGGUACCGAUCUACGAACCUCUUGUGCCUGCAAAGGGUCUGAUCAGAGCGAACUCUACAACUGCCUAGGAUGGCAACGCAUCCUUUGGGUAAAUCCUUGCGUCGUUGAAGCGCAGAAACAUUAUCACAUGAAGAAAGCGGCCGAACAAAGCAGACUCUCCACUCACAUUCCCAUCCGAACAACGACCACAACUACAACCACCACUACCACCACCACCUUAAGACCUCCAUCAACGGUCCAUUUGACAGCUGUUCAAUCAAUUACAGAAGCUCCGCGUAAGAUAACCACGGAAUUCUUACCACCACCACAAGCUUUUGUGCCUACUUCCACCAUUACGUCGACUACUAUCACCACUAGCACCACGCAGAAGAGAACGACGACUAGAAGAACUAGACCUACCACCACUACAACAGCUGCACCACCAAGGUCCUGCAUUGUUCAAAGGCCACAAUUUCCUGAUCAGUUCAUUCGAGAAGGGAGUUAUAAAAGAAUUUAUCACGAAGACGAAUUUGAAUGCUCUGACGUGUGCGAAUGCGAGAUCGGAGAAAAGUUGUCAUGUCGAACGAUUUGCAUCGACAGGAUGCCCUGCAAGACGGAAUUUGCGUUUUACAAUCAUGCCGCACCGGCAUAUCAGGCAUUUAGGGGACGAUGCCUGUGCUAUUCCGGAAGAUUCAUAUGCAUGAAACCUUCGCCGACCGAUUAUUCCUUGCCACAUGGGGUUUUUCUUUUCCUCGGCUACAGUGAGGUGGAUGAGAGGGAGCUGAACAAAAAUCACACCACACAUCUAGUGGUGAUCCAGGAUGUCGUUCGCGUUUUGCAAGCGUUUAUAAAGGACGAGGCUGAAAAAGGCAAUGGGACACUGUGUAUUCUCGAGUUCUUUAAUGCGACUAGAGAGAAUGUCAUCAUAGUGGGAAAACUGUCGGAUGAAGUCGAUGUUAGCAAACUGACGCCCAUGGAAAUACUAGAAAAAGAAAAGGAUCAAUGUGCCGACCUGAUGGAAUUGAUUGUUGAUCGUAUCAAUAACCGAGAUGCGGAAUUUUUAUCGCACAUCCUUCUGUCGAUAUUCAAAAUGGCAGAGAUUGAAAUCGUUCCGGUAGAAACAUCUGGAGCUUUCCAUCCAGAUGUCAGCCAACUAUUUACAUUGACUACUUUUCUAACUAUUGUCAAAAUCAUUCAAAACUACCUGACAAUUUCGUGACAAUGAGACUGAUGAAUGCAUAUCACUUAGAAACUAAUAUUAGUGUGUCUUUGAAACACUUGCUCUAGGUAAAACGUAACCACUUUGUACAUAUAAUUGUUGACUAUUAUUGUUACUGUUAACAUAGACUAUAUUAGUCACUGACUGUCGUUUCAAAGGCAUUGCUCAGACCUUUAGAUAAAUUUAUAAGGAACGUGUUGUUCUUUAUUUUAUAAUUGCUUUUGAUGUAGGAAUCUGGAAAUGUCUUCCUUGGUGUGAGUUUAUGGCAUCUAUACGUGGUUGGACUAAAUUGCUGAGUAGCUGUAACUUAGACUGUCGUUCUACGAAUUAAUUAAUAAUUGAUCUAUUGGCAAAAUUGCUUCUUCAGUUCACCCUGUUAAUGUUGCUCAAAUACAUCAGACUUUCCCUUUAAAAACCUAAUGGAAAUCAAAUCAGAAACUGUUGCAUGCAACGGUUUAAUACACCAAAAACAUAUCUUUCCUAGUGCCUUCCGCUGUUUUAGCGAACAUGUCGCUUUUUACAACAUUAUCUUACAAACGGAUAGCCGAGUUAUGUUCAUACCUAUAUACUACAGGUAAACGUCGAUAUUAUAGUUUUCAAUUAGGUAAUUUAGAAGUGUGAGGCUUUUUGCAUUUUUAUGGGAGUUAACAACUUUUCUUGAUAAGAAUCGCGCUCGUAUCUUCACUUUUUAAACUUCAAGACAGUUAAGCUGCUUUGGAGGCUAUUGAAGAGAGAAUCUUUUGAAGCCCAACCCUUGUUUAAGAGGUUGAAAGGCAUUAAAGUUGGAGUAAGAAAAAUACGUUGAUUACCAGCCAAUUUUGCAAUAAAAAGUUUGCAAAUUAGUGUAGAUUUUACAGUUUUAUGUGCACUUUUAUCUGAGCAAAGAAUCAGCCACGUGAAUAAUGGCAGGAAGAUCUCACAUCGUUUCGAUUCGCUGUAAUUUGCAAUUUCGGUCUUUCUAGAAGCAGAUUAGUCGCACUAAUACCGUAAAAAAAUUGCGAUAUUUUUACUUUUAGUAACAAAUAAUACACUUUUUUGUAAGUAACAAGCACACAACAUAAUAUAAGCACACAUAUUAGACUGAAAAAUCAAUGGCCGCUCGUCACGCACAGUUUUACUUCAAAAUAUACCGGACACAGUUUUACUUCAAAGCAAGUGUUCUUUUUGCUAAAUUUUAUAUUGUUAUGGUUAUUUUAGAAAUCCUAUACUUACAUUUUUUUCAGCUGAUUGAAAUGAUUGCAUCAGCAAAGUCCGCAAACCCCACAUUUUCUUUGUAUGAAAGACUGUAAAUUGUAGGUUUUUCAACAAAAAUAUCAACGCAAUCCGUGGUAGUAAAUUAUUUUUUCUCCAUCAGUUUACUGUUAUCAGAAUUCUUUAUUGCGAAUUCAUUUUCUUUAAUUUUAUAAGCUUAAUGCAAAAUAGCAUCUUUACUUAGAAUUAACCGUUCAAACAAAAAACUUAACAAUAGUUCAAUAAGGUCAAAUCUGGACUUUUCAGCGUUCUAGAACAUUUGCGCAUAAACCAACCGAUUGUUAUAAAGCCAAACUUCAGACUAAUUAUGAAAAUUUUCGAUUCUUUUCCGCAACAUUAAGUUUUUGAAAGUUGAAAUGGGAGAUUACAUAAACAUUUACAAGUCAGAAUUACAAGAAGACUCAUAAGCAAACACUUUUCUUGAUCUCAAAUCAAUUCUAUUUUAAAAAUAUUUUUGUCUAUAAUUUAUUUCAUAAAUACUUGUAGUGUAAAUAUAAACAUACUGUAAAAUUAAUUUUUGACCACAAAAUUGGUAUCAAAUGUUUGUUACUUGCAUCUUCACAAUCCAUUUCGCUACAUGUUUCUUACUUAAACUUUGACGACUUUCACUCUUUUCAGUCCUCCGCAAAGCUUUGCUUGACUAGCUGCCAACAUUGAAAUACGGAUCAAUGUAAAAGGCCCCAAAAAACAAACGUAGGAAAUUAUAUAGAGUAGAUUAACCCGUCCAAUAAAUAAUAUAAAUCGACAUUUUGUAGUUGGAAUGUUCAACUCACCUGAGACGUCUCUUCAUUUGAGAUCUAAUCAAUCUAGUAAACAUCGUCAUAAAUUUGUAAAUACUAAUCUUGUGAGUGAUUUAGAUAAUUGCAAAUUUAGUCCAACUUACAAACUAAAUCUCACUUAACUAAACAACAAAAAAAAAUAAAAAAUAACUACUAGAGUACCCCUUGCUUAAGAGAAACAAUGUCAAGGCUUACUUGUAACAAAUACAUAUCAUCCAAUAGCUUUAAUGUAAAAACACGGUGUUUAUAGUACACGAUGCAUUGUUUGUUCUAGGAAAAAUUUAUUGUAAAGAUAAUUCAUUAUUUUUUUGCUACUUGACUUUACACUUUUAGAUAUAGUACCUAGAUCUAGCAAACGAAUUUUCUGUUGAUCAAAAUAAUAAAGCUUUUCGAUUUUGUAAUAA
Dendroctonus ponderosae (mountain pine beetle) is the source of this 5413-nucleotide messenger RNA. RefSeq lists its product as uncharacterized. NCBI's taxonomy places the organism in Eukaryota, Metazoa, Arthropoda, Insecta, Coleoptera, Curculionidae. The transcript has 14 exons. Bases 373 to 2979 code for a protein of 868 amino acids. Gene Ontology annotation, biological process: nervous system development. Gene Ontology annotation, molecular function: signaling receptor activity. Gene Ontology annotation, cellular component: signaling receptor complex; external side of plasma membrane. The record is from RefSeq and is a predicted model, not a curated record.